This is a messenger RNA of Stegodyphus dumicola, 1732 nucleotides long. RefSeq names its product sulfotransferase 1B1-like. NCBI's taxonomy places the organism in Eukaryota, Metazoa, Arthropoda, Arachnida, Araneae, Eresidae. The record is from RefSeq and is a predicted model, not a curated record. Gene Ontology annotation, molecular function: sulfotransferase activity.
CGAUUUCGUAUUUUUAAUACAUUUUCCCUUAUUCCAGUUCAAUUUUAAACCAGUCUGUAUCUAAGUUAUUUCACAAAUUCAUUGAAUUACGUUACUAUGAAGCGAUUGAAACAGCAUGGCUCAAGAAACACCUAUAGAAUAUCAAAUUAUCAGAGGCCUACCUUUUCCUACUGGACUGAUGUGGAAAAAGGAAAAUAUAGAGCAGGCUUUAGAUUACUGUCCUCGUGAUGGUGAUAUUAUAAUUGCGUCAUAUCCGAAAACUGGAACGACAUGGUUGCAAUACACAGUUUUACAAAUAAUUUCAAAAGGAGAGCUGUUUCCAAGCAUGCAAGAGCUUGAUCGAGUUUGUCCUUUUAUGGAAAUUGCGGGCGUGGCUGCCGUGCAGUCUUUACAGGAACUAAGAAGUUAUAAACACCAUUUCCCAUACAACAUGGUAAAGAAGAACCCCAAGGCGAAGUAUCUUUACAUAUAUCGCAAUCCGGAGGAUACAGUGACAUCUUACUUCCAUUUUCUGAAAAAUCGCGGCAGUUAUAAAUGUGACUUUCAAGAUUUCUUUGAGAGAUUCAUCCGGGGUGAACAAGCUUAUGGGUGUUAUUUUGAUCAUGUAUUAUCUUAUUUUGCAGCGAAGGAAGACAAAAAUAUCCUACUAGUUUCUUAUGAAAAACUGCAAGCUAAUAGAAAAGCAGGUAUUUUAGAAAUUGCAAAAUUUCUUGGGGAGAAUUAUUACAAAUCAAUGAUAGCAGACAAUUCUGUUUUGGAGAAGGUUCUCGAAAAAACCAGUUUUGAUUAUAUGAAAAACCACCUCCGAAUGAUAUUACCAGCACAAGAGAAUGACAGAGAUAAACCACAAGAGAUUACAUUUUUCCGUAAAGGAGUCGUGGGCGAUGGGAAAGAUUUUCUCACAAAUGAGCAAAAACAACGUUUAAGAGCACUUAUGUUAAGCAAAGUGCAAGAUCGUGAUUUGCUGGCAGAAUGGUCAUCUCGAUAAAUCAUUACAUUAAAUUACUAGAAACUCAGAUGGAGUCAAUCUUCCGAUAUUUAAUUAUUCUAAGACAUGACUAUUUCAAAAUAGUCAAUCUAUUUGUAAGUAUGACUGUAACUUCUUUUUUCUUUAUUCACUGACUAAAAAUAGCAGGUUCGGUUUUACAGUUCCUCGAUCUUCAGACAUUAGUAAAAAAACUCAGGCAAUAAGUUUAUCUAAUUUGCAUGCAAUUGAAAAAUGACAUUCUCUGUUCUAAGUAAUUAAAAUCAACAGACAAGGGAAAUUUUUAUUCUCGUCAAAAAAACUAAAGCAAGCAAAAAAUCGAAUUCAUUUAAGCAAACACAAAUCUAGCAAUAAAUAUCAAUCACGUGGAUUAAACGGAAGAAUACAAAAACGCUUCCAAAUUUUGUCUAAUAUUCAAUAGAUCUGUUAAUAACUAUACGCAAAUAUUAUAAGUGGUGAAUAUUAAGUUGUGGCAUAUUCUUGCUAAAUUAUUCUGAAUAGCUAAAUAAUGUAAUGUAUCAGAAGAUCUGGAACUGGAUGAAAAUCCUUAUUAGCUAAGAAAGAAAGAACAUACUAAUGCCAAAACACAUAUCUAAAAUUCUAGAUAAUCAAAUUAAUUUUUCAAGUGUUGAAUUUUAAUAAGAAUAUCAGUAAGAAGUGAUCAUCAUAUAGCAAACUUCCACAAAAACAAACUUUUCUGAGCAGAAACUGUUGUUGAUUUUGUAAUAAAAUUUUCAAUAUAAAUAA